AAAGCAUCUGCAAAACUUUGGGUACCCUGCAAAGUUUAUAGCAUGCACCACCCCCUUUGGAAAGCUGAGACCUGACAGUGUCAUGGAUUGUUCACAAUCAUCAGGCAGCAUCACCAGGUGAGGUCAAUCUCAAAGGUUUUAAAUGCCCAGACUCAUCUGACUUUGCCCCAACUAUUCCACUAUAAAGAGAUACUUGUACAAAUAUAGUCUUCAGAAGAGACCAUCAGAAGAAAACCUCUUCUACAUCCUCACCACAAAAAUCAGCAUUUGACGUUUGCAAAUGAACAUAUAGACAAGCCUGAUACAUAUUGGAAACAAGUUCUGUGGACCGAUGAGGUUAAAAUAGAACUUUUUGGCCGGAAUGAGCAAAGGUAUGUUUGGAAGAAAGGGCACAGAAUUUAAUGAAAAGAACCUCUGUCCAACUGUUAAGAAUGGGGGUGGAUCAAUCAUGCCUUGGGGGUUGCAUUGCAGCCAGUGGCACAGGGAAUAUUUCACAAGUAGAAGGAAAAAUGGAUUCAAUAAAAAUUUCAGCUAAUUUUGGACUCUAAUUUGAUGCCAUCUGUGAAAAAGCUGAAGUUAAAGAGAGGAUGGCUUCUACAAAUGGAUAAUGAUCCUAAACACACCUCAAAAUCCACGGUGGAUUACAUCAAGAGGCGUAAACUGAAGGUUUUGCCAUGGCCUUCACAAUCUCCUGAACUCAACAUAAUUGAAAAUCUAUGGAUAGACCUUAAAAGAGCAGUGCAUGACAGACAGCCCAGAAAUCUCAAAGAACUGGAAGACUUUUGUAAGGAAGAAGAUACCUCAAACAAGAAUUGGAAGACUCUUGGCUGGCUACAAAAAGCAUUUACAAGCUGUGAUACUUGCCAAAGGGGGCAGUACAAGGGGUUAACUCUGCAGGGUGCCCAAACUUUUGCAGACGCCACUAUUUUGUUUUCUGUUAUUUUGAAAGUGUAAAUGAUAGAAAUAAAAUCUAAUUUUUUUUAAUUUUUUUUUUACAUAUUAUAAGAAUGUCUGUAAUCUGUAAUCUGUAAUUUGAUGCCUUUUGGAGAUUUUUCCAUCUUUCUUUGGCUUCUUUAUGCAUUAAUACAAAUUUUUACCUGGGGUGCCCAAAUUUUCGAUCCCCACUGUGUAUCUCAUAAGCAGACACUUUACACCAAAAUUCCGAGUAACCAGGACUCGCAUUUUAAAUUAAAGGAAUAUGAACCUUGUCUGUCAUAAAAAUAUACACACGACUGCAGCAAAUCUAGCUCUGUCUUACAUACUUUUUAAAUGGAAUGACAACAGCAGCUGUUUCUUUGGAAAAACAAGCUCUUUCUUCACUAACCCUAACCCUAACCCUAACCCUUCCGUAACCCUAACCCUAACCCUACCACUAAAGGCAUGUAGUAUAAAUAAAUACUUUACAGACACAUAAAAAACGAUGCAAACAUAUUGUGACAAAUUACAGGAAUCAGACACAUACAUAAAAAAUCAUAUAUGGAGAGUGCUGAUAAAGAACGAUUUGAUGUCAAACUCUUAUUUGGAGUCGUAAAUGUAUAAGCUAUUAAGGCAGCGGAUCAGACUUGUUUGUGUUUGUGAAAUAAGUAUUAAUUUAUAGAUUCUGUUGCCACUGCAGACCAUGAAAAGAAGGCACUGUGAUUCUCCUGUAAUGACUAUGGACAGUGAAACUGACACAAAUUCAGACCAAGAGGACAUCCCUAAAAUAGACCCAACUAUUUUUCCAUGGCACUUUGAGUCCAGUUCAACAUCUGACACAGGGCAUGACAAUGAGAUGGUUCUUUCUGCUCUUAUUCUCUCUGUUGAUCCUCUUUCCUUCCAUAUCCCCCUCCUCCAACCAACAUCUUUUAUGCAGCUAGAAAAUGGUGCAUACUUUAAUGACAAAUAAAGCAAAGUAGCAUUUAUGAUGUAAACAAAAGGAAGUUUGAGAGAAUGCACAUUUGAUAACAGAUCAUUUUGGACAGAAAUGACUUUGCGAAAAACAGUGGCUAACUUUCUCCAAAGCUUACACGGGACCUUUAAACACACACAUCUUUUCAAAUCACAUGAAAAUAUUUGUUACAUUUUCGCAGACUGAGGAGCCAGGGUCCAACAGCUUGAGUACAGGCCCUCUUGCUGUGAUACUCUUCAUCUUGCGCCACCAUCUAAGUGCGGCUGUGGUUGAAUUAAUGGCUCUACUGAAUUUUCUCAGCCCUGACCUGGCCCUCAUAUCUAAGUGUCUCUCUGAUAAGGUUCCUGCCUUGUUUACUGUGUUUUACUGCCACGUCUGUCAAAACUACAUGGGAAAAAAUCCUGACGACUGUCUCUGUUUUCAGUGUGACACAAUGUUCAACCAAAAAAACAGCACUAAAAGUGGACACUUCUUUUUGGCUGCGUCAUUGAAAGACCUUCUAAAAAACGUCCUUAAAAGUCAUGGCACUGAGUUGUUACCUAAAACAGUCAACCAUGGGAGUGACAUUAAAGAUGUGAUGGAUGGGAGAAUGUACCAGAAUCUACUCAAACAAGGAGCAUUGGCGGCAGAUGAUAUAACACUUACAUGGAACUGUGAUGAAGUACCAAUUUAUAACUCAGCCAUGAACUCAAUUUGGCCUCUUCAGUUCACUAUUAAUGAACUUCCUUACACACAUAGAAAGGAAAACGUAAUAGUUGCAGGACUUUGGUUUGGCCCAGAAAAACCUAAGAUGAACACAUUUCUAAAGCCUUUCAUAGAUGAAUGUGGUGACUUAGCUCAAAAUCCCUUCCAGUGGAAAGACAGCAAAGGCAAAGUUCACUCCUCAAAAGUCUUCUCCUUGGUUUGCUCCUCUGAUGCCGUGGCAAGGCCACUCCUUCGAAACUGCAAAAAAUUCAAUGGUGAAUAUGGUUGUGACUGGUGUUUACACCCUGGCAUGAGUGUCACAAAAGGCAGAGGACACAUGAGGUCCUACCCAUAUGAUGAAAACAAACAAGUAGCGAGGUCAAAUGAAACAUUUAUAGAUGAUGCAAGACAGGCUGAAGGCGUAAACUCCUCAAAAAAUGGAGUGAAAGGAUUUUCAUUGCUUUCCAAACUUCCCUUGUUUGACAUAGUUUUUGGAUUUGUACCGGAGUACAUGCACUCAGUUCUACUUGGUGUGUCCAAACAACUUAUGUCUCUGUGGUUGGACCAGGAAAACUCUAUGAAACCUUGGUAUGUAGGUCAACAGAUUUCAGAAAUGGACUCCCGUCUUCUCUGUCUAAAGCCACCGUUAGAAAUAACCAGAUCUCCGCGAUCACUGAAGUGUAGGGACACUUGGAAAGCAUCAGAGUGGCGAGCAUUCAUUUUAUUUUAUGCUAUUGCUGUCCUGCCCGGUAUCCUGCAUCCUAAAUUUCUGGUACAUUAUUUUUACUUGUCAUUUGGUGUUCACAUUCUUCUUCAAGAAUCAAUAUCACAGUACGACCUUCAGCUAGCCCAUGAGUACUUUGUACGCUUUGUAGAAGACAUGAAAGAACUUUAUGGUGAAGAAAAUGUCUCUUUCAACUGCCAUCAGUUAAUCCACUUAACUGAAAGUGUUCUGAACUGGGGGCCUCUCUGGGCAACAUCAGCAUUUAGUUUUGAGAAAAACAAUGGAAAUUUAAGGGCUCUCCUUAAAGGCAUAAAUGAUAACCCUCAGCAAAUUUAUCAAAGGUUUCUCACUUGGCUGCGCUUACCCAGGCACCUUAGUUCUUCAGUUUUUAACCAGCAAUCAGAUUUUGUUGAGUUGUUAGCCAAGCUGACAACAGUAAAUGAUACCAGUGGCUCUGACAAACCCCUUGGAAAAUCACAUCAGCUGGAUCUCGUGGGAUCCACAAAACUAGCAGUACAAGAGCUCCUAAAUCGAACAGUUCUUGUCAAAUCAGUAGAAGCUUAUGACAGCUUCUCUAAAGGACACAACGUUUAUCACUCUACAAACUCUAAGGAGUCAGACAAAACAGACUGUAUUAUUAAACUCAAGAACGGCUGCUGUGGAGAAAUACAGUCGAUUUUACUUUUCAAAGAAAACUGCAUUUGUCCAUCCAACUGUUCAUGCCAGGCUAUUCCAAUCAUUGUGGUGUACCAAUAUGACAUCAAACCUGAUACAUGGCCCAGCAAAAUACAUCCCAACAACACACAAAAGACUAUCUUUGAAAGAGGUGCAAAGGCAGAUCAACUCAAAGCCUUCUUCUUAGAGGAUAUCAAGUGUAAAUGUAUGUGUGUGGAUGGCUGGCUUGUGCCUCUACCAAACACAUACGAGAGAUAUUAGAGUCACUGCAGGGUAAAAGAGGAAGCAGCAGCAAAACCGGAAACAUUUGCCUUUUUGAUAUGGCACUUAUCUUAAACUUAGAAUUGCAAUCUGUGACUAUGUACAGUAGAUGUAACUUGCCUUGCCAUUAGCAUCAACGUCCCCCCUGUGAUUCCUUGUGUUUUUUAGUCACCUAUUUUUAAGUUUAAUCUCUUUUCUAUGCUAUGCCAAAUCACAAAGGUUCAAAAUAAUUAACUACUAGUCCCUGGGCAUUGUCUUUGAUAUGUGAUCAUCUUUAACUGGUAAUAACAAUAUUUCAUAACAGCAAAUGUCAAAUGACAUAUCUGUCCAUAACUGGCUAAAAAUAUUAAAUAGACAUUUAGAUAGGUUUAGAUAGAUUCCAGAAACAUAUAAAUGUACAGACACAUGUAAAUAUCUGAUAUUUUAUAUUUUAUUUUAGUUUUAAUCUUAUUUUAUAUUUUUCAUUUUCUUUUCUUGGUUGGGAAAUUGCAAGCGCAAUGUCUGUACGAAAAUAGAAUUUCUGUCUAUGAAAGCCGGCUGUGACAACAUAUUGACAUUAUAUUGUUACAAUAAUAAAUAAAUGCAAAAAUAGUCACUAUAACUGUAUUGAAAGUACCACUGUUCACUAUUAUUUGGGAAGGAGCCUUAUAUUAGAUUGGAUUAGAUUCAACUUUAUUGUCAUUGCACAUAUACAAGUACAAUGCAACGAAACACAGUUUGGCAUCUAACCAGAAGUGCAAUAAGCAGUAAGUGCCAGGUAUACAGUAAUUUACAGAUAUGUUGGAUAUAUAUGUUACUCCAUGUAUAUAUGUUACUCCAUGUGAUCUUACAGUGAGACAGAACAAACUGUGCAAAUUGUUCACAGUGCCCACUGUGAGUAUUUUUCUUGUAAUAUGUAUUCUGUUGGACAUACAAUAUUGUUAUUAAACUCUCACUGCUUGAA
This is a messenger RNA of Scatophagus argus, 5175 nucleotides long. RefSeq lists its product as uncharacterized. The coding region runs from base 2043 to 4232 and encodes 729 amino acids. Lineage: Eukaryota; Metazoa; Chordata; Actinopteri; Scatophagidae. The transcript is spliced from 3 exons. The record is from RefSeq and is a predicted model, not a curated record.